Molecule: messenger RNA, 1584 nt
Organism: Trichoplax adhaerens
Lineage: Eukaryota; Metazoa; Placozoa; Uniplacotomia; Trichoplacea; Trichoplacidae
Exons: 7
Coding region: 1-1584 (527 amino acids)
Molecular function (GO): ADP binding
Source: RefSeq, a predicted model, not a curated record
AUGGUUUUAAGCAACCAUAUUAUAAAGGUCAUCGAGGCAGAAUAUUCGCUAAUAAUUAGUGAUAUUCAAUUGGUAAACUUCAUUUACGAUCUCAGAAGUAUAAGAUUAUUGUGUGAUGAAGAAGUCGAAACACUCAAAGAUCACUGCCUCAAUAACAAAGAAAGAGUUUUCCAAUUCAUCAAAAUAUUAAAGACAAGAAGCGAUGAUGACUUUUUUCGAUUUUGCAGCGUACUAAAAGACAAUCAAGUUAGAAAUGUUCAAAAUCUUGGUAGAAAAUUGGAGAAAGAAGCAAGUACUUCGAAACCACAUGGACAUGCUACAAGCACAAAUCAAGCAACUGAAGCUAAUAGCGAAAACCUAUCUGAACUAGGUAAAAUUCCACUCCGCAAUCUCCCUUCAACCCCAAGCUGUCACUUUAUUAUAAGAAAGAACUUAGUAAAUAGUAUUUGCGAUCAAUUAAAGAUCAUCCACGAAUCAUCUGGUCAUAUUUUAAUAUAUGGCAUGGCAGGCAGUGGCAAAACUGUUACUGUUUGCCAGUCCGUAACACGAGCAGCUGAUAUGGGGUAUUUUAAUACAAACGGUUGUUAUUGGAUGAAGAUCGGAAAUAGCAAAUUGUCGGAUACACUCUUUAUUUUCGAUGAUAUUUGGAAGAAGGAUCAUUAUAAAUAUUUAUCCUUCGCUAAAAAGUCUAUUGCUACUUCAAGAUUUUUAUUUUAUGAAAAUGAACUUAGCCAUCGCUGCAUCCGUUUGCUGGAACGGCUAACAUACGAUGAAGCAAUAAACUUAAUAGCAUUACUUCGCCACGAUCAGGAUGAUCAAAUAUUGCGCCGUAAUCCACUUGUCAAGAAAGUUAUAGAUAGUUGUGCAGGUCUACCAUUAGCGAUCAGCUUAAUUGGCGGCUGUCGUUUGCAAACUGACAAGGAAUGGAGCGAGGCAAAGGCUAUCAUUUCCAGGAAAUCAGGAAAGAUUAAAUUAGCUAAUUACGAUUUCAAUUUAUAUGGUACAUUCAAAUUAAGUUUUGAUGUUUUGGAUGAAAAAGAAAGAAAACUCCUCGAAUCUCUAUCUGUUUUUAAGCGAGUGCGUAUUCCUAUUCAAUCGAUUGCGUCAUUGUGGAAUUGCGAUGAACAAGACGCUGACGAUAUCUUAAUGGAACUGAAUAACAAAUCUUUAUUGAAAUACGUGAAAGAAAGCAAAGGUUACUGUGUCGUACAUGACUUAAUAGUCGACUUUCUUCAGCAACAAAUCUACUUACAGACAUUGAAACAAGACUAUCACAAAAUACUCAAUAACAAACUGAUGGAUGGCUACAGUAACCGAUGUGAAGGAAGGUGGAAUACCUUGGCUGAUGACGGCUAUUUCUAUCAAAAUCUAAUUUAUCAUGCUAUCCUAGCCGAAAAUAAUGAACAUCUUCAAAAUAUCUUGACUGAUUUCAAUUGGAUGACAUGCAAAAUAAAAUCAGACCAGACAAUCUAUAACCUAAUUUGCGAUUUAACAGAUUAUGUCAACUAUCUAAAAGCGAGAAAAGAGAUUGCAGUAGAAGAUUUGUUUGCAUAUGUCUUAGCUGUCAUCUUUAACACCAGUUGA